Molecule: messenger RNA, 1662 nt
Organism: Theileria orientalis strain Shintoku
Lineage: Eukaryota; Apicomplexa; Aconoidasida; Piroplasmida; Theileriidae
Exons: 11
Coding region: 1-1662 (553 amino acids)
Source: RefSeq, a predicted model, not a curated record
AUGGCUAAUGUUGUUUCUAGCGGCUUUUACCUUUCUGGUAUAAAUAAUGUGAAAAUACGUUUAUAUCCCCAAGUUCUUGGUAUUUAUAAGAUACAUGAGCAUAAUUUGUGUAACGCCUUGAGGGACUUUGGAUUGCUAAUUAAAUCAGAUAGCCGGCGCCACUUACUAAAGUAUAACUAUGAUUUCCUCAAAUUCGUGCCACUGAUGCGUGGCAGUGAAUUGUGUAUGAUAGCCCACGGAUAUUCGCUUUUGAACCUGCAAGAUACUGUUUGGUGGGACUCGUUUACGAAAGUUGUGUACAACUCACUGUAUGAUAUGGAUGGGAAGGAGUUGGCAGGUUUACUCUACAGUUUAACGAAGGUGUAUUCCACAAAGACCCAUGCGAUUUGUAAAUUGAUUGAAUGGACUAAAUCAUGGAUUCACCUUUUUACACCCUUUUGCCUGUCGCUCAUGGUUAAGGUCGCAACUCACUUCAAAUCCGGCCAUGAGAUUAUGAGGAUGCUGAACAACAGGGCGCUCGAGCUAAUAGAUGACCUGAAGAUCGUGGACAUAGUCUUUUUCAUGACCUGCAAUGUUGAGUGCAGGACCCAGGAGAUAAACUUCUUCAGACAGAUGUGCAUUAAGUGCAUAGAGCUUAUAGAUGACAUUGAGCUGCACCAACUGAGGGCAAUAGUUUCUUCCCUGAGUCUGGGAGGAUUCAAGUCGCUGGUUAUGUUUAACAUACUGACAAUUAAACUGGCGCAGCUGGUAGAAAGGUACGUUGAGGCUUCAAAUAAGGGUUUUAGGACUCCACUGAAAGAAGGAGAUGUGAUAUCGCUUUGUCUGGGCUUCACGACCCAGGCGUUUCUGGUAAAGAAUGACCUGUGCAUAGACACGAAGGUGUACAAGGACUUCAUCAGUAAAAAUCCGACCUCCAGUUCAAACAUAUUCAAGUUCCCGCUUCCAGAGCUAGGCCCAGUGCUUAGUAAGGGAGUUGUGGACAACAAAACAAGGAUCACGGCAAACGGCAUGCCGAUUCUGCUAAGAGGAUUCUCGCUACUGGAAAUCCCAGCAACGGAUGAGCUUAUGAGGUACCUAAUAGAGAAAACGUGCAAGUAUCUGGACCAGGACGAGUACACAGGGCUUAAACUGUCGAACCUAGUAGUGACGCUCGUGAAGUACGACGGCAUGAAGUACGACUUCUGGAAGGCAGUACACGGCACCCUAGUGAGACAGAAGGACCCGAGACUCAGCGGUGACAUGAUAUCGAAGAUGCUGAACACUAUUUUCAGUAUCGGCAGGGAAGGGUUAUCGGAAUCUAGGGACCUCACGCUGGUUUACGAGUGUCUUCUCAAGAAAUGCCCCAAGCACUUUGGAGAUAUGUCUGUGAGGUCCAUAUUGUCCUUGACGAGGCACUUUUCACUCACGUGCAAUAUUGCGAUGUUGGCGUCGGACGAGUUCCUGGGAGCCAUUCUGAACAUGGCCGAGGACUUCUCAAACGCAGACAUGAUUAAGAUACUGAAGACCUACGGUGGGUUUGUGGAUAAGCUUAGGUCAAACCCUAAGUUCCUGCAGCUGCUGGAAGUCUCAGAGAGGAGGAUGAGCAGCACGUCUGGUUCAAAGAGCUUCAGCGGUGAGCAGAUGGACAAGGUGUUGGAGUCUCUGAAAUCGCAACUCGAUUAA